UCGCUACUAAAAACUCUACACUUGAUUACAAACACUACAGAUUAACUAUUGUGCUUUUACUAGUUCAUAUUUUACUAUAUUUUGUUAAAAUUUAUAUUUUACUAAAACAUUAAAGUUGUCAAAAUGCCAACAGACUUGAUUGGUUUCUUAUAUGCUGCCACCGUUGCGGCUGGCGGUAUUGUAGGCUAUGUUAAAGCCGGUUCCAUACCGUCAUUAGGUGCUGGUUUGGCAUUCGGUGCCAUUCUCGGUGUUGGUGCACAUUUCAAUUCACAGGAACCGCCACGUCCGCUCUUGCAAUUGGGUACCGCUGUGACUUUGGCCGGCAUCAUGGGCGCACGUUGGCAACGUUCUGGUAAAUUGAUGCCUGCUGGCAUGAUUUGCAUGAUAUCUGUUGCAGCCAUACUCCGAAAUUUAGUAACUUACAAUCGUUACUUGUUACCAGGAAGACAACAGUAAAUAAGUAUGCACGUUUGCAGUUAAGUGCUGGCAGAAAAACUUGCCGUUUUCAUACUCACACAAUAUCUUGCUGAGGCGUUUAUAUAUUUUGUUUAUAAUUAAUAUAAUUAGUUAUAAACGCUAACAAAUGAACUUAGUUGUCACAUUCUAUUAAACUUGGUAAUUGGUUAAUUGAUUAGGAGUUUGUACUUUAAAAUUUGAAAUUUUUAUUAUAAUUUUACAAUGGUAAUAAAGAUUUUAACAUUUUUGCUUGUUAUAUUUAAUAUAAUUUUUUCAUUCAUUGUACUUUGAGUUAAGACUUUCUCAUUAAACUAAAGGUGCAAUUUUUUAAACACGAAGACUGUUUAUACUUACAACACAACAGGCACGAAAUCAAAACUCAGUUUAAUUUUUUAUACAAUAUUUGCUUUAUUUAAAUUGUACUGUCAAUUAAUUGAAUCAACAAUUCACACAUUUGUUGUGAAAGCGGCAAUGCAAAACAAAUAAGAAUGCCAAUUGACAUAAUGGGCAUUCUGCUGGCCGGCACAUACACCGCGUUCGGCGUUGUGAAAGCUAUGGACAAUGACUCUUUUAUACAAUUGGGCGCAAGUUUCGUUGUUGGUGGUGUUUUAGGUUAUGGUGCAUAUUUGAAUUCAAAAGAUCCGCCACGUCCUUUGUUUCAGUUGUCUACUGAACUUCUGUUGGCCGGCAUAAUGGGCACACGUUAUACAUUCACAAAUGAUGUUAACGAUGCGAUGAUUUACAUGAUCAAAUCGAUAUUGAUGACUUCUUGGGUAGAGGUGAAAGGAUAAGAGUGACUAUUAAGAUACCUGAUUUAAAGAAGGGAUUGGAAUGAGUGCGUAUUUGAAUGGUCAGAAUGGUUGAAUUUCGUCUUCAUGCUGUCUUAUUAACACAUUGAAUAUUAAUUUUCACUUAAGCACAGUAAAAUAAAUGUAUAUAGAAGGAAUUUACUUGGUCUGGUUGAUCUGUAGAAUCAUAUAUAUUGAGUGUGUAUAAAGAUGGCUUACUUAAUCAAGCAUGUUUUGAACGCCAAGAGACAAUAGGUGAUCGAAAAAUGUGUUUAACUCUGGUGAUUUCGGAGUUGGUAAAGAACGGAAUAUUUCAUUUAGCUCGUUCUAUUUAACGGCCAUUCGACGGUUCUUGCGACGGUCGGUCUACAUAACCGGAACGGUCGCGGAGUUUUCUCCAAAGACUGUCAACAAAAUUAUUUGGGUAUUGUUUUAAUGAUCAUCGUCCUUUAAACAGCAUGAUGAUAACCUCUAAUUUCUAAUGUACAAAUAAAAAAUAAACAACAGUUUUUGGAGAUUUUUGUAAUGCUUCCAGCUGCAGAGUUGUUAUCUGCUUCAAUACUUAGGUUAUGCUCGAUGGCUGUUCCCCAAAACGAAACACACUUUGACUAUUAAGGACAGUUCCUUGUGAUGCCAAAAAACUUAAAUUUAAGAAUCGGCAAAGCUUCUUCAAUACUUACUAAUUUGCAUAUUUCCACAAUCAUAACAAUGAAAAAAGUGAUUUAAUACAUAUAAUAUACAGAUGUAUCAAUAAGCAAAUUUUAUUUUCAACAAAGUUUUAAUUUUUACAAACUCUAAAUUUAUGAUUUUCACAUUCUUUCGCAUUUAACUAUAAUUUUAUUUUAAUUAAUAUAUUUAGCUAUAUAUAUGUAUGAAUGUAACAUAUAUAUCCUCACCACGCCUUGCUACCUACAAUGUCAAAUGACAUAACACAUACACAGUAAAUUAGACUUAUUAAAUAUUCACUUAGUGUAUUUGUUUAAUAUGAGUCUACGAUACAAUAAAACUUUACAAUUAAACAAUAUGUCAAUGAAUUGUAUGUGUGUAUGUAUGUGUGUUAUAAGCUGUAGGUACUAAUGAAAUUUUGUUAAUAGCUUUUUCUUCUCAUAUGCGAAGGCGUCUGCUUGCAACUAACAAUAUAUAAUGAAUUUUACAAAAUAUGAGUUAUUAGUUUAUGCGCAAAACCAUUUAUUCAAAUAUAUAUAAUUUAAAUUAAUUAAUUUUCUUUUCUUUUUUUACAUAUAUAUGUAUCUACAUUUAUUCACGCUUAUACAGCUUUUAACAAAUAAACAAACAAAAAAACAUAAAAUUUAUUUAAAAAAUACAAUUAAAUUAAAUAGAAUUAUGCUUUAAUUUACAAAUAUAUAUAUAGAUGUUUUAUUAAUAAUUAAAACCUAAAACAAAACAAUAAAUUCUAACUAUGCUUGUUUUUAAAGUACGUAUGUAAUAUUUAAAUAUGGAUGCACUCAAGUGUGUGUGUGUAUGUUUGAAGGAUGCUUUUAAUUUCUACUUUAACAUUGCAAAUGUUACUGCUCAUACAUAAUUACAUGCUUAAGUACAUAUUUGGGUAGUAUAUGGAUAUGUGUUGGCUGAAAAAUGAAAACGAUUUUGUUUUGAUGUAAUUGCUUAUGCAUGUAUGUGUGGCGCUGUAUGAAUUCAUGCGUUUUUUCUCAUUUAAUUUAAGUUUUAACUGCUUUAACAAAUUUCAUGCAUUAAUUGCAACUAUAUUCUUUCAAAAAAAUGUAAAUGUGAUUAUGCAAAUAUUUGUUUGUAGAAUUUGAAAAUGGCAAUGAGUUGUUCUUUUUAUGUUUUUGCAAGCUGUCUAAUUUAAAUAUACUAGUACGUAAUUCAUUUGCUAAAUAUGUGUUUAUAUCGACAAUAAUAUACGGCUGUUAAUUGUUGUGGUUGUGUUGAGAUGCUCGUUUAUGUGUUACCGCUGCUGUCGCUGCCAGAAUUUGUUGUUGUUUGUAGUAUACGCUGCAUAUUUGUAUUUACUCAAAUUAAAGGCUCUUCAGUUGUAAAAUAUUUAACAAAUAAAACGCGUAGCUGCGUCUACUCAGUCAGCAACGGAACUAAUCUUUACGAAAGGGAAACGCCUUCCAGUUAACCACUGCACAGCGCGCACAUAAAAAGGAAACGGAGAGAAUUAGUAAACGUACAAAAUGCAGGGUAACAUGAAUGAAAGAAAAUCGAAAGUAGUCAGUAAAUGUAAAAUGUGUAAUGUAUUUGAAAUAAUUACGCAAAUCAUAAAAAUAUGUACGAAAAAUAAUAAAAUAAUAACAAAAUAAAAAUUAAAUAAAAAUU
Zeugodacus cucurbitae (melon fly) is the source of this 3548-nucleotide messenger RNA. Its product is annotated as transmembrane protein 14 homolog. The record is from RefSeq and is a predicted model, not a curated record. Gene Ontology annotation, biological process: regulation of heme biosynthetic process. Gene Ontology annotation, cellular component: mitochondrial membrane. Lineage: Eukaryota; Metazoa; Arthropoda; Insecta; Diptera; Tephritidae. The transcript has 4 exons. The coding region runs from base 124 to 456 and encodes 110 amino acids.